Molecule: messenger RNA, 2657 nt
Organism: Babjeviella inositovora NRRL Y-12698
Lineage: Eukaryota; Fungi; Ascomycota; Pichiomycetes; Serinales
Gene: NOP14
Product: snoRNA-binding rRNA-processing protein
Exons: 1
Coding region: 9-2468 (819 amino acids)
Biological process (GO): maturation of SSU-rRNA
Cellular component (GO): small-subunit processome; nucleolus; Noc4p-Nop14p complex
Source: RefSeq, a predicted model, not a curated record
CAACAACCAUGGCGGGAUCUCAGUUAAAAAGAUUGAAGGCCACCUUGAAGGCCAACGGGCUCACCGGGCAGACAAAUAUCAAGAAGAAGGGAAAGUCUAAGGCGCCGUCGGACACCAGACGCGAUGACAAGGAGAAGGUGAUCCAGGGUAUCCGCGAGGAGUUCAACCCAUUCGAGAUAAAGGUCAACAGACAGAAGUACGACAUUCCUAACAAAAAAGUGCCGGUGGCGAGACCCGGGAUUUCAAAGCAGAUUGGCGAGGACGAGCGCAAGGCCGCAUGGGAGGCGCGCAAGGCCCGUCACAACAAGGUCGGGGGCUUGGUGGAUAGACGUUUCGGUGAACACAACACAGACAUGACGCCAGAGGAGCGGAUGUUGGCUCGUUUUACACGUGAAAGACAGAACGAGUCGUCCAAGGGCUCGAUGUUCAAUCUUGAGGACGACGACACGGACAUGUUGACCCACUACGGGAAGUCUUUAUCCGCAAAGGACAGCGACUUGAUGAUUUCGGACGAUGAUGACGAGGCAACGUUCUCGCAGAAAAAGAGACAGUACCACGAGACGAUGGAUGAGGAAAAGCCGGUCAAGAAGACCAAGGCGGAGGUUAUGAAGGAGGUCAUGGCGAAGUCAAAGUUCCACAAGCAUGAGCGCCAGUUACAGCAUGAGCGGAACGAAGCUAAGAUGUUUGACCUUAAUGAUGAGUUUGAUGAUGUUAUGGCCGAGUUGAACGGCGUGCCACAACCGAAGAAGCCGAUGUUCAGCCAGAGGUCGGACAAGGAUCGCGAGUAUGACCUCCAGGUGAAGCAGUUGUCUUUGGAGAAGCGUGCGGCACCGGCGGACAGAACUAAGACCGAGGAAGAGUUGGCGGACGAAAGAACCAAGAAGAUGAAGGAGUUGGAGGACGCCAGGAUGCGUCGUAUGGAGGGUCUUACUAACUAUGAUGACGAAGGUGAGGCCAAGGCGGCCGACGCUGACGACUUGGACGACGAGUUCUGGGCCGGGUCAGAUGAAAAUGAGGAAGACGGGUUUGUUAUUAGAGACUCGGACGCGGAGCAAGAAGAUUCAGAGACCGAGGAUGAGGACAGGCCGAAGGACUUUUCGGGGCCAAACAUCAUGAAGAUUGGUGACCGAGUCGUCUCCACCGGGACCGCCACCAAGAACGUGCCGACGUUGUGUCCCGCAACCCACGCGGAAUUCCUUGCCUCCUUGAAGGACGUGGACUUUGCGAAGCAGCCACGCUACGUGGCUAAGAUCCUCGACAUCUACAGACCGAACCUUGCGGAGGGUAACAAGGCGAAGAUCGCGGUCUUUGGCGCCGUUUUGAUCGACCAUAUCUUGUAUCUCGCGGACAACGAGACAUCCCAGAACGAAGCCUUGCCGCAGGUGUUGGAGCAGUUAAUUGCGCAGUUGCGUGGGAUGAGUGACGUAUACAACGAGGCGCUCUGCGAGGCGUUCAGAUCCAAGACCGACGCCAUUCACGUGCGCUUGAAGGAGUCGCAGAUCUCCGGCGACACUUCUGUGUACCCGUUGGUGUCGGACUUGGUAUUCUACUCGCUCGUCGGCAGCAUCUACUCGACCUCCGAUCACUACCAUCUCGUGGUGACCCCGUCGUUGAUCUUAAUGGCGGAACAUUUGGAGCAAGGCAAGGUUCGCACCUUGCAGGAUGUGUUCGCAGGCUUAUACAUUGCAGACUUGUUUCUCCACUACCAGCGCCUUUCGAAGAGAUACUCGCCUGAAGUUACCUCCUUUUUAGAGCGCGCGUUGUUGUUCUUGGUGCCAGAUGCCACCAAGAUCGAUGUUGCGGGCUUGCAGUCUGUAGCCGAGGUGUCUGCCUCGCCGUUCUGCCUCGCAAAGAAGGACAAGGUGGUGCGUGGGGAGACUUUGAGAUUGACCCAGUUGUACGAAUACGAAGUGACAGUGGAGCUCAAGUCGGCGUUGUUGUUGAAGACGCUUGCGUUGAUCGACACUGCGUGUACUGUCUGGAGGGAAAAGACCGCAUUUAUCGAGAUUGUCUCGUCGUUUGUGGUGCUUUUGAAGCACUUGUUGAAGUACCAGGCGCAUGUGCCGGAGGUGCUGGUCUUGCUUGAAAAGUUGCUCAAGCUUUCAAAGUUCAGCCAGGACACCCAUAAGCCAUUGACCUUGCAGAGCCACAGACCGUUGGCUAUCGCCACUUACGUACCGAAGUUCGAGGAGAACUUCAACCCGGACAAGAAGUCAUACGAUCCAGACAGAGAGAGACAGGAGAUCGGCAAGUUGAAGGCGCAGCUCAAGAAAGAGCGCAAGAUCACUAUUCGCGAGAUCAGAAAGGACACCAAGUUCACCGCCAGACAGCAGAUAAAGGAGAAGAAGGCCGACAACGACGCUUACCACGCCAAGAUGAAGCACAUCUACAACAGUGUGUCGACCGUCGAGGGUGCCGCCAAGAACGAGUACGAGAGGGAGAAGAAGCUCCGCAAGAACAAGCGCUAGGGAGUUGGUUUCAGUGUAUAAUAAAGGUAAAGAUAAGAGUCGUGUGCGUAAUACAAGGUGCUAUAGAGAUUAGCACAUAAUAUCAUAUUGUAACCACACGAGAUGUUGUAGAAACAUUAUAUGCGAAGAGGUAACUAGGAAGGGCUGAAGGCGUAGCUAGGACUUGUCAAAAGACCCGUCAAACUUGUA